Molecule: messenger RNA, 5012 nt
Organism: Phycodurus eques (leafy seadragon)
Lineage: Eukaryota; Metazoa; Chordata; Actinopteri; Syngnathiformes; Syngnathidae
Product: ubiquitin-conjugating enzyme E2 R2-like
Exons: 6
Coding region: 342-1067 (241 amino acids)
Biological process (GO): protein polyubiquitination; ubiquitin-dependent protein catabolic process
Molecular function (GO): ubiquitin conjugating enzyme activity
Source: RefSeq, a predicted model, not a curated record
UGCCAUGAAACAUUUAUUUCGAAAACUCCGUAGCGGAAGUGUGUGGCACGAUUUUGAAAUAGGUGAAGCUGCUUUGGAGUGUGUAGCGCACCGGGUCUUGUUAACCACAACACAAGGGAGACGUUUUUUUUCUUUUUUUUCUCUUCUUUUUUUCUUCUUUUUUACCCCCUCCUCUCUCUCCGGCAAUAUAGCAGAUUUAAUUCCAUCUCUUCCCGCACGAAUACAGAGUUGAAACCAUUCUCUGGCCAGGGAGUCCCUUUUUAAUAUAUUUUUCGAGGGGUUUUGUUGUUGCGCCGGGGCCACUUGACACGAUUUCUCUAAGUCGUUUGUUUGUUUGGAAUAUGGCUCAGUCCAAUCCUGUCGCCAGUUCCCAGAAAGCACUCAUGCUGGAGAUGAUGAGUCUCCAGGACGAGCCGGUGGAGGGCUUCAAAAUCACUCUGGUCAACGAGUCGGACAUGUACAACUGGGAAGUGGCGAUAUUCGGACCGCCGAACACGCACUACGAGGGCGGAUAUUUUAAGGCCCUGCUCAAGUUCCCAGUAGACUACCCGUACUCUCCACCUUCUUUCCGUUUCCUCACCAAAAUGUGGCAUCCUAACAUUUAUGAGAAUGGAGAAGUGUGCAUUUCGAUCCUGCACCCGCCAGUGGACGACCCCCAUAGUGGCGAGUUGCCGUCAGAGCGGUGGAACCCCACACAGAAUGUCAGGACCAUCCUGCUCAGCGUCAUCUCCCUGCUUAACGAGCCCAACACCUUCUCCCCGGCCAACGUGGAUGCCUCCGUCAUGUACCGUAGGUGGAGGGAGAGCAAGGGCGAGGACCAGGAAUAUAUUGACAUCAUCAGGAAGCAGGUGCUAGCCACCAAAAGCGAAGCGGACCUCGAUGGCGUCAAGGUUCCCGUCACGCUGGAAGAGUACUGCAUCCGCACCAAAGUGCCGCCCACGGACGACGGCUCCAACCUGCUGUACGACGACGACUACUUUGAUGAAAACGGCAUGGAGUUCAGAAGCGACUCCUACCGGGACAUUUGCCUUGAUGACGACAACUCGGACUUUGACGACUACUACUGAUCAUUUACCUUCCUGUCACGUGCACUCACCAAUGUUUUCUUUUUCUUUAUUUUUUUGUUUGUCGGUGACGCAUCAACAGAGCUCCAGUUGUCUUAUCCCCCCCCCCGCCUAAAUCUUCUUCAAUCUGCCCCAUCAUCAUCAGGGAAAAUGAGAGGUGCGAUGAGAUUGAGCCAACUGUGCAAUUGUGCGUGAGAAGCCCUGCCACGUUUUGGGGCAAAAUCCCUCUCGUGCCUUCCGUGCCUCCAUUUUACCCCCAGCUGUUUGCUGGGUACGCAACUCGCAAGAUGGAGGAGUUUGUGUCCUGCUUUGAAGUCGCUCGUAUUUGAAGCAAACGUCUGUCUGAUGCCUUCAUGAAAGCCAGCACUGUAAUCGCAACAUCCUCGGACACGUUCUUCCCGUGACUGCGAUUCUCUAGCAUGGCAGAGUUGAUCCUCCUUUUUCCAAACUUGCUCGGGUUUCCCAAGCUUACUAAAAUAAUGAACACAUUGCUAUGAAACAGUGUGCCCGUUUGAUGGUCAAUAAAGUACUGAAAGAUAAAAAGACCCAUUUUAGAUACCGUUAGUUUGGGAAACCCUGAUGCUUGGUCUCAUUUUCUUUUUUUUUUUUUUUUUUAUUAAAUGUAGAAGGGGGUGGCUUUUCCUGUUAAAGCUUUCCUACUUGGUGUUUUGAUGCAAUGUUUCUUGUCGUUUCAUUUGUCAAGGCCAUUCAGCCCAUUGUUUGAGCACAGACACCAACUAGAGAUCCAAUACCCGAUGUUUAUUGCAAUAACCUAAACAAGCCGCAUUGUUUGAGCGCAGACACCAACCAGAGAUCCAAUACAAGAUGUUUAUUGCAAUAACCUAAGCAAGCUGCAAUUUUAUUCAAAAUGCAAGGGACGCCUCAGGGGUAAAAAAACAAAAACAUCCCUCUUGCUCACUUUCUGACUUCAUGCACUAUAUACAAUCUGCCUUGUGCAUGUGGAUAUUGUUAAUGAUCACUUGUUUGUUUCUAUGUGCCCUGCGAUUGGCUGGCGACCGGUUCAAGGUGUACUCGGCCUCUCGCCCGAAGAUAGCUGGGAUAGGCUCCAGCAGCCCUGGCCCGUGUGAGGAGAAGCGGUACACAAAGUGGAUGGAUGAAUGGACUUUAUUUUUUUUCUUAGUUUGUAUAUUUAAAAAAAAAAAAAAAAAAAAAAAAAACCUGAAAUAAAGAUCUUUAGAUUUGAAUUAUUGGUUGAAAGUAGGACUAGUGCUAUGGAAUAUUUUUAGAAUCGAAUCUUAUCAACUAUUCCAAUGAUUUAAUGGUAUACAAUGGUAUUAUUUUGCAUUGUUUAUUGCCCACAAAAAAUCCGAUAACUGUUUAUCAACUUGUUAUUUUGGUACUUUUUAGUGAUUAAACAAAACCACGUAACCAAUAUCACACGAGAAGGAGUUACGUUGUACUCGCCAACCUUUUUGAAAGUGAGAUCCGAUAACUUUAUCAACUUGUUAUUUUGGUACUUUUUAGUGAUUAAACAAAACCACGUAACCAAUAUCACACGAGAAGGAGUUACGUUGUACUCGCCAACCUUUUUGAAAGUGAGAGCCACUUCUUGGGUAAUGAUUAAUGCUACUACUUUGAUAAACACUUCUGAAGCUGCUACCAAUUUGUCAUUUACAGGUUCAUACUACGGUGGCAAAUAUUUUCAUCAUAGAUUAAACUGACUUAUUUUUCCAUGUGAAUUUAUUACUGGUUGGGUCGAUAACGUCAGAAAAUAGGCAAAUGUGUUUCCCAAAGUGAGUCUGUUUAAUUCAAAAUAAAAGUAAUCUGUCCGCUUUCAAGCAUGACUACAGAAAUCGGAAUAUUUACUGUUGAGAGACUACAAUGAGGAUUUGUACAAGUUGAACAAUCGAUUAUCAAAAUAGUUGAUUAAAUUGAUAAUCGUCGAUUUAUUACUGCACCACUAGAAAGAGUUGCUGUGAUUUGUAUGCUGGAAGGUAAGUUUCAUUUCUUGUUUUUUGUUUUGGAUUCCAUGAGCAUUAAAGUGAUCCCCUCGUUUUUUUUUUUUUUUUUAAUUUAGGUUGGUUAAUUCUCGUUCUCUUUUGUGUAGGGUGACUGUCCUGGGUGAAUUCUGCCUAAAGCUUCGUGUCGGCUGCAUGGGAUAGCCACAGCAUCAUCGGCAUAGGGGGUGUUAAAUGUGCUUUUGAAAAGGAGAAGCAAAACUGGUAAGAUAGUCAAGGUUUAUAAUAUUUUCCCCCUCAAAUUGGCUGACCUGUAGAAGACAGACAUUAUUUUAUGACUAUGAGGUACAUCAGCACAAUCUAAUUAGCAUACCAAAUCCAAUACAUCCAUUUUCUAUCACACUCAUUGAUUGUGCGCUGGCACAUAUCCCAUCUAUUAGGCGAAACCCUACUUGAGCUGUUACGUCAGUUCCAAAAGCCCAUCUGAAUUCUCCACACUAGUUUACGUACUUGGUUCGCUCACAAGCAAACCUGGGGUGUAAUUGUGCGCUUAUAUUCAAAGUCUAGAUGUUUUUUUUUAAGACAAUGAGUGAAAAUAGUGAGAUUAGAUACAUUUGUGUAGGCUUGUUUUGUUGUUAGAAUCGAUCGCUGUAACGCCGCCUUAGGGAGAGCAGCCACUUGAGGUAAGCAAUUCAUUUUUGCAAGUUUUGCCAGCGGUUUGUUGGAUUGACUGCGUCACUCACCUUUGAAAAACAGUUUUGUAAGAUGACCUAAAGUAGGCUUUAGCUUUUAUUAACUUUUUGUUUGAUCAGCGGUGUCAUGUGACCGCAGACUUUGAUGGGCACUGCUGACUGUCAGCAGGGCGCCACGGUCAUACUAUUAGGCUUGAACGAUCGAAAAAGGUUUUGGACGGUGACGUGACACAGGCACUUGAUUUAGUCACAUCUUAAAGGCUUUUGGGACGGCCAUGGAGGCUCGGAUGACUGCGACUUUGAUGUGCACGGCUUGAGGACUUUGAUUUGCAUGGCCGGACAUUGAAAUGCAAGACUUUACAUCGUGAUGUAUGACCUAUUUUAAUCAUUGACCAUGUAUUUUUUUUUUUUAGCAUAUUAAAUUAGCAAUUGAAUGUAAACUUGGGGUGCUAUGGCUGUUGUGUUCAUGACAGAGUGCAAAGCAACGGGGCUAUGAUUGAUUGGGUUGACAAGGCCUUCAUGUGGCAUCUGCCGCCACGUUGCUAUCAUUUUAACCGAUGAUUGUGAUUUUAUAACAAAUAACAGAAGUGUUUCACACUUUACUACAAAUAAAAAAUGAAUAACUUUUUUUUUAAACAACAAAUCUUAGCUGUCACAAUUGUAUGUAAUCUCAUAUGCAUGUCGGCAACCCAGGGCUGUAGUUCUUUCAUUCAACUAUUUAAUUUGACUGUAAUCAUGAUGUACCACGUGUCCAGUCAGUGUAGUUGUACAUGUGUUGGGAUGCGAGUGUGAGGAGUGCGUAGGAUGACAUCAGUGCUCUCCAGUCAUCCCGAUGAUGAUGAUGAUGAUGAUGAUUGGGAUGGUGGAGACCUUAAAAGGAUUUCCUGACGCUUUCCUCACAUGAACACAAAGUGUUUGUUUGACGUCCUACUGCCUCCAGGGGGCAGUAUCAGCUCGUAUGACAAAAGUCUGUUUGAAACUCGUCGUUAUGUUUUUGUCUCCCGUUUGUUUUGGAAUUGCACAGAUUGAGUGUUCUACAAUCAACUGGACUGGCAGGUAGGUAGAUCUUUUCUUUUUGUCCUUUUAUACUUUUAGGGGGGUUUUAUUCGGUCUUUUUUUAAAGCUAUGCUUGACCCUCCUACAGGCAAUGUUUGAGUAGUAAUGAACUGCUGCUACAAUUUGCAUAAUAGAUUGUACUAGUUUUACGAUGGCUGAGUCAAACAUGAGGUUUUGGGGGGGGGAUUUUUACAUUUAUACGUGUAUACAUAUGUGUGUUUAUGUUAGUAAAAUGAUUGUAUGUGUGUUUAUGUUAGUAAAAUGAUUGUGUGUCAUUCAUA